Messenger RNA from Lycium barbarum (goji berry), 726 nucleotides. RefSeq lists its product as uncharacterized. The transcript has 2 exons. Lineage: Eukaryota; Viridiplantae; Streptophyta; Magnoliopsida; Solanales; Solanaceae. Bases 1 to 726 code for a protein of 241 amino acids. Gene Ontology annotation, molecular function: nucleic acid binding; zinc ion binding. The record is from RefSeq and is a predicted model, not a curated record.
AUGACGGUGUUGAAUUUAAUAAGGGAAUUCGAAUUGCAAAAGAUGAAGGAAUCUGAGACCGUCAAAGAGUACUCAGACCAGCUUCUUAGCAUUGUUAACAAGGCACAAGAGCAAAGGAGACUUAUGAGGCAAGAUGGUAUGGCUGAAAGAGCCUUGAUAGCCAACCACAAGACUCAAAGCAAGGGUGAUAAUUCAAAGAAAAAUUACCCACCUUGCCAGCGUUGUGGCAAAAAAGGUCAUCCUCCAUUUAAAUGUUGGAAGAGGCCAGAUGCACAAUGCAAGAUUUGCAACCAACUUGGUCAUGAAGCAGUGAUUUGCAAAAACAAAUCUCCAAAAUAUGAAGCAGAUGCACACGUCGCCAACGAAGAAGAAGAAGACCACUUGUUUGUGGCAACAUAUUUUUCAACCAAGAAAUCUAAUUUUUGGAUGAUUGACAAUGGUUAUACAAACCACAUGACAUAUGACAUAAAUAUAUUUAGAGAGUUUAUGUCAAUGGAAAACAAGAAAGUCAAAAUCAGGAAUGGCGAUUAUAUUCCUGCAAAAGGAAAAGGGACUAUUGCAAUUAAAACAGGUUCAGGUACAAAAAUAAUUUCAGAUGUUCUUUACAUACGUGAUAUUGAUAAAAAUCUGUUAAGUGUUGGCCAACUAGUGGAAAAAGGAUUUAAAUUGUUAUUCGAUGACAAGUACUGUCGAAUCUUUGAUGCCAUUAAGCAGGAGAUUUUAUGA